CGCAAAAAUUUAACCUUACAAUUCGUGACAGGCAAUUUUCAGUGGUAUACGGAGUGUUCUUUUCUACUCGAUAUUACCAAAAGAAUCUUUCAUCAAAAUGGAAUGUUUAAUUGGAAUACAGUUUAAAGAUUUUGUAUUAGUUGCAGCCGAUAUGACUACGGUUCAAUCUAUUAUGGUUAUGAAAAAUGAUGAACAAAAGAUUCAUAAAAUGUCCGAUAAACUUGUUAUGGCAGUCUCUGGACAAUCUGGCGACACCAUUCAAUUCUCGGAAUACAUUGGAAAGAAUAUACAACUUUAUAAAAUGAGAAAUGGUUAUGAAUUAUCGCCGAAAGCUGCUGCCUCCUUUACUAGAAGAAAUUUGGCAGAUUACCUUAGAAGUACAACGCCGUACUUUGUUAACUUGUUAAUGGCAGGCUAUGAUAAUAAUAAUGGACCAGAACUGUACUUCAUUGAUUAUCUAGCAUCGUGUGUUAGAGUGCCUUAUGCAGCGCAUGGUUACGGAGGAUUUUUCUCUCUUUCUAUUUUAGACAGAUAUCACAAAUACGACUCAACGGAAGAGGAAGCAUACAUACUAAUGAAGAAAUGCGUCAGAGAAAUACAUAAACGGUUAAUAGUUAAUCUUCCCAAUUUCAAGGUACAAAAGGUAUCCAAAGACGGUAUAAAAGAAUUGGAACCAAUCACAGCAAAAGUUUUGGCAAUGGAAGAUGCUGAUAAAUCAUAAGUAUCCGUCUCUGUUCGCUCCGUUUGUAAUAUCGUUUUCACAACUGAGAGGAUAAAUGUAUUAACAUAAAAUCUGCUCAAUAACUAAUA
This is a messenger RNA of Megachile rotundata (alfalfa leafcutting bee), 810 nucleotides long. Its product is annotated as proteasome subunit beta type-2. Gene Ontology annotation, biological process: proteasomal protein catabolic process. The record is from RefSeq and is a predicted model, not a curated record. Gene Ontology annotation, cellular component: cytoplasm; proteasome core complex; nucleus. NCBI's taxonomy places the organism in Eukaryota, Metazoa, Arthropoda, Insecta, Hymenoptera, Megachilidae.